Messenger RNA from Bubalus bubalis (water buffalo), 1676 nucleotides. Its product is annotated as short transient receptor potential channel 5. Lineage: Eukaryota; Metazoa; Chordata; Mammalia; Artiodactyla; Bovidae. The transcript has 5 exons. Gene Ontology annotation, cellular component: cation channel complex; membrane. The record is from RefSeq and is a predicted model, not a curated record. Gene Ontology annotation, molecular function: store-operated calcium channel activity; inositol 1,4,5 trisphosphate binding. Bases 430 to 1557 code for a protein of 375 amino acids. Gene Ontology annotation, biological process: regulation of cytosolic calcium ion concentration; calcium ion transmembrane transport; manganese ion transport.
UUUUUUCAUGUUCCCUGGAUGAUUCUGAUACUGAGCCAAGUUUGAGGCAGCAUCUCUCUAAUAUGAUGAAAGUGGGAAGUGGGGGGCACAUAUGCCAAAGCACAGGCCAGAGCGAUUUUGUUUAAUGUAGGAAACAAAUCAUCAACCCUAACUCUCCUAGCUUGACAUGUAGAGUUGGCUCUGAGGUUAGACCCACCUGUGGGACCCUGGAAAUCAGGCCUUCUCUGGGAGUGGGCCAUGAGCUGGCUGUAAACUAGGAGAGCGAUUAUGAAGGUAGACUUCCUCCAAGCCAUCCCAGAUGCCUGACUUGUUCUCUUCUUUUCCCAGUUUGUGGCCCAGCCCAAUUGCCAACAGUUGCUUGCCACUCUGUGGUACGACGGCUUCCCUGGAUGGCGGCGGAAACACUGGGUCGUCAAGCUUCUGACGUGCAUGACCAUUGGGUUCCUGUUUCCCAUGCUGUCUAUUGCUUAUCUCAUCUCACCCAGGAGCAACCUUGGGCUGUUCAUCAAGAAACCCUUCAUCAAGUUUAUCUGCCACACAGCGUCAUAUCUGACCUUCCUCUUCAUGCUUCUCCUGGCUUCUCAGCACAUCGUCAGGACAGACCUCCAUGUACAAGGACCUCCCCCGACUGUUGUGGAGUGGAUGAUACUGCCUUGGGUUCUCGGUUUCAUUUGGGGGGAGAUAAAGGAAAUGUGGGAUGGUGGAUUUACUGAAUACAUCCAUGACUGGUGGAACCUGAUGGAUUUUGCAAUGAACUCACUCUACCUGGCAACUAUUUCCUUGAAGAUUGUAGCCUAUGUCAAGUAUAAUGGUUCCCGUCCAAGGGAAGAAUGGGAAAUGUGGCACCCGACUCUGAUUGCAGAAGCUCUCUUUGCGAUAUCCAACAUUUUAAGUUCGUUGCGUCUCAUAUCCCUGUUCACAGCCAACUCCCACUUAGGGCCUCUGCAGAUCUCUUUGGGGCGCAUGUUGCUCGAUAUCCUCAAAUUCCUCUUUAUCUACUGCCUGGUACUGCUGGCUUUUGCCAAUGGAUUGAACCAGCUUUACUUUUAUUAUGAGACCAGAGCAAUCGAUGAGCCCAACAACUGCAAGGGGAUCCGAUGCGAGAAACAGAACAAUGCCUUCUCCACGCUCUUUGAAACCCUUCAGUCCCUCUUCUGGUCUGUAUUCGGCCUUUUAAAUCUCUAUGUCACCAAUGUGAAAGCCAGACAUGAAUUCACAGAGUUUGUGGGAGCAACCAUGUUUGGGACAUACAAUGUCAUCUCCCUGGUAGUGCUGCUGAACAUGCUGAUCGCCAUGAUGAACAACUCCUACCAACUUAUUGCUGAUCAUGCUGAUAUUGAGUGGAAGUUUGCAAGGACGAAGCUCUGGAUGAGUUACUUUGAUGAAGGUGGCACCUUGCCACCUCCUUUCAACAUUAUCCCCAGCCCCAAGUCAUUUCUAUACCUUGGCAACUGGUUCAACAACACCUUCUGCCCUAAAAGAGACCCUGAUGGUAGACGGAGAAGGCACAACUUGAGAAGCUUCACAGUAAGGCCUUUAAAAAUUGUCUCUUUGUAAAACUGUUUUCUCCUUUCUCUCCUUUGUGACAUUCCCUAUCUCGAACAUCAUAAAACUAGUCCAACCUACAGAUGCUUUGGGGGUUUGUCAAGCAGCAGCUCCUGUGUCAUGUUCCAGUC